CAACAUUACAGGCAUCCUCCAUUUUGCUGGGGCAGCUGACAUUUGUUUGCGAGAGAAAAAUCACAGGAAUAUAGCAAACACUCGCUCAAAAUGGGUGCCUCUGCGAUUCCUAUUGCUGUUUUCACCAUCCUGUGGGGCGUGGUCGGUAUUGUGUGCCCCUUCUUCGCCCCUAAGGGCCCGAAUAGAGGGAUUAUCCAGGUGGUGUUGAUGCUAACAGCUGCUACAUGUUGGUUAUUCUGGCUGUGCGCGUACAUGGCGCAGAUGAACCCGCUCAUCGGGCCCCGGCUCAGCAACGAGACGCUCAUCUGGAUGGCCAGGAAAUGGGGCAACCCCAUCAACAUGACCGCAUAGAUCAGCCGCUUCUAUUUAUAAUUUAAUUAAAUAAACAUAUAUUUGUGAAUAGUUCCUUAACAUCGAAGGACUUACCUAAAUAUUGUCAAACACAUUUAAAAUACAUGCAUGUGGCUUUCCUACUCAGAAGGGACCUUUCUUUAAGUGCAAUAAGGAAGUUUUUAUCUGAAAUACCUACUAAUAACAGUAACUCUUCGUAUUGCAUAUGAAAUACUAAGGAACCUUUUGACAUGGAAUGUCACACAUGUUAUUAUAAAAUGUCCUUAACAUUUAGGGCCUUAAAUAAAUAAAUAAAAAACUCUUAAUUAUGUAUAUGUGAAAACCUCCCUAUCAGGGGCUGAAUUGAAUGUAAUAAUGUAAUAAAAUCAAACAUUAAUGUAAGCGUUUCAAGUGAAAAGUAUUUAAAAAUCAUUCCGCCGCGUAUAUACUGUGUGAAGCUGUUCAAGUAUUGUAGAUAUUUUAUUUCAAUAAAGUUAUGUCAGUUA
Molecule: messenger RNA, 836 nt
Organism: Leguminivora glycinivorella
Lineage: Eukaryota; Metazoa; Arthropoda; Insecta; Lepidoptera; Tortricidae
Product: V-type proton ATPase subunit e 2-like
Exons: 4
Coding region: 91-351 (86 amino acids)
Biological process (GO): proton transmembrane transport
Cellular component (GO): plasma membrane proton-transporting V-type ATPase complex; proton-transporting V-type ATPase, V0 domain
Molecular function (GO): proton-transporting ATPase activity, rotational mechanism
Source: RefSeq, a predicted model, not a curated record